GCCUUCCUUUCCUCAUUUCCAGUGUCGCGACAUGGCCUCUCAGCAACCGCGGCUGCCACCGCCGCCGCCGCCGCUGAAGAAGAAAUCCCCGCCAGCUGCUCCCACCACCAUAAGCGACCUCGGCGACGACCUCCUGCGCGAGGUAUUUCUCCACCUCCCCUCCCUCCCGAGCCUCGUCCGCGCCGCACUCGCCUGCCCCGCCUUCCUCCGCGCCGUCCGCUCGUCUCCCGCCUUCCGCCGCCGCUUCCGCGAGCUACACCCUCCACCGCUCCUCGGCGUAUUCCUCGACAUACACGAUCCAUCCAUACCCGUCUUCGCGCCCAUCCGCCGCCACUCCGACCGGGACCACGCUGCCGCCAUCCGCGGCGCGGACGUCUUCUUUACCGUGCUCCCCGAAGACGAUAAUGGCCCCGAUCCCCAAUGGUCAAUGGAAUACUGCCGCGACGGAUUUGUUGUCCUCGUCAACUGGGAAAUCAAGAAAAUGGCCGUCUACGAUCCCCUCACACGGUCCCCGGAUCUCUUCCCCGUGCCGCCGGACGAGAUCUGCUGCGACAUGUACGUUGAGUUCCACGUGCUCGCCUCCGAAGAAAACCACAGGCCCUUCCAUGUUGUCUCUGUCUCUCACGAAAAGUGGGGGGCACAGGCCGCGGUCUUCUCAUCAGACACCAGAGAGUGGAAGGUUUUCCCAUUUUCGGAGGAUGGAUAUAGCUCUCUGAAUGGUACGCUAGUGAAUGGCUCUGUUUAUUGGGCAUUCACCAGCGAGACCAACAUCCGCGUGCUGAACAUAGCCACGCUGCAGUUCUCUCGGAUCGAGCCGCCGCUGCAUACCGAAGGGCAAGAGGAAUUUAAGCCCGGCGAGACCAAAGAUGGGAAGCUCUGUCUGGUUUGCGCAGUUCAACUCAUGCUUGUUGUCUGGGUCCGGAGACCCGACAACAACAACGGUGAAGACAGAUGGGCGCUGGAUAAGACAUUUUCGCUGCAGGAUGAUACACAUAACAUCUCUCGGUAUUGUCUGGAUGAUGAUGUUUCGCUCCAUAUUGUGGCGAUUAUUGCUGGAUUUGUUUAUUUCUCCACCUUCUGUGAGAGGCGUCCAAAUUCUUGUCACUUCAUGUGCUUCUGCCUUGAAACUGAGGAGCUGAGUAAGCUCUGCACUGUCACCCACUCCAAUAUUUCCUAUCCCUACAUCAUGGCGUUCCCUCCUUCAUUGGUAUGCAACAAGGUGAACCCUCAACUCGAAGGGGCUUGACUAGGCAGAAGAAGAAAACUUGAAACAGAGAAUGUUAUUUCUACUAUGUAUGUUGUUUUCUCACUGUAGAAUUAAUAAACCAAGAUGUUCCAUUGCUGUUGGGAUGAGAAUGUUUAGUCUUUUUUGUAACCUCGUCAUCUAUCAUUAAUAGCUGACAUGAUCGUGCUUUUUGUAGCUAGAAAAUGGCUGACGUUUUUCUUUUGUGCUUGGAAAAAGUAUUCUAUGUGAUUGGCAAUAUUUCCUGAAUGGCAAACAGGACGGUUCCCAUUUACUCUUUUAGCAAGAUUUCUUAAGUUCUCUUGAAUCUUUAUACAAGUCUCUUAAGUUUAGCUCCCUGUCGUAAUCUCGAAAAAGUUAGCUCUCUCUCUCUCUCUCUUCAAUGUUAAGCAACGUGUUGACCUAACUAUGUAUUUGUAAUCCUUAACGUGUGAACGAAUUGGCAUAAAUGAAAUUAACUACAUAUCAUUUCACAUUACUUUUCUCAAUCAUACAUACUUGGUAUUGCUCUAUCAGGAAUGCUACUGCAGCUUGAAACACACAUUAUGAAAUUUGCUCCAGCUACUGCUGAUCCCAUCACACUCAAAGACUCCGACACUGCCUUUGAAUCGCUUGGUUUAUGAUUGUAAUAUGUUGUGUAGGAAUUCAUGUAGAAUGUUGUGACAGUGGGAUUUCUAGUUGCUGCACUAAUACCCCAUUUUAUUUCCAAUUGCAUGUUGUGCAAUGGUUUUCUCACCAAGCGCACUGCCUGCUUUGCUAAGGGGAAUCGUUUUGUACUAUACCAAUUUUAUCUUGGCCUAAUUUCAGGAACUUGCAAAGUUUGUCGAAUGGUCUACCAUAGUUAAAUGUUCUUUCAGGUCAAUAGUUCACAUCUUGUAGAAAUAUUUCCCCAUUGAUAGAUUAUUGAUAGACAGGAGUGACUAUGGCUCUGCAAUAUGCAUGUGCUGAACACCACGACACUGCAGUUCUCUGAAAUCGAGCUGCCUGUGCUCCUUGAAGGGAAAAUGGGAAUUUGUGGCUGGUGAGACCAAGAAUGGGAAGCUCUGUAAUGUUUGUGAUGUGCAACCUAUGCUUGUUGUCUGGAUUUUGAGAGCCGGUGAUGACAAUAUUAAUGAUGUGAUUAUUCAGUGUUCAGUAGUGGUAGUGGAUCAUUUUUCACUUAAGAUUGUGGCAAUUUAUUGAUGGAUUAGUGUACUUGUCUACUUACCGUGAGAUGGCUCAUAGUUUACCUUGCUGGUUCAUAUCCUUGUGUAUCAGCGGAGCUGAAUCAGCUCAGUCAUAUCCUUCAUGCUGGCUGUAGCGUUCAUAUCCCUACUUGAUGCCAUGGCCUCCUUUGAUGCGACGCAAUCGGGUGAACCCUUGACUCUUCUAAGGUACAUUACUAGGACGAAGAUAACUAAAACUGCAUUUCUUCAAGAUUAUCCUUACGUUUGUACUGAUGUCUUAUUAUGAUUUUGUCAAUGCACUCCUAGUUAGAUUACUCAUGUGUAGAAUGAAUCAACAUGCCAUGUCUUGUUGGGAAUUGCAUGCUAUUUGUGUACUUUGUGGAUACUAAUGACCAGACUUCUAGUGUACUGGAAGUAUAAUAUCUGUAACCUCUGAGCAGAUUUUUUUUUUCCAGAUCAAACAUCACUAUUGACUAGGCCCCUGAUUCAUAUUGCAAUGGAAGAAAAUGAAUAUUAACGGGCAAGAUUCCCAGAUCAUGUAAUAAUUAGAACAAUUUCAUCUUGCCUGCAGGUUUCUUUGAUCAUUGCCAAAAAGUAUUCCCUGUGAUUGACAAUAUAUUUCCUGAAUGCCAACUAGGACGGUUCCCAUUUACCCUUUUACCAAGAUUUCUCAAGCUCUCUUGAGUCAGAUGGAAAUAAAAUCAAUCAUGUGGGUACCAUAUUCUAGCACUUUGCAUAAAUCUACCAUGUAGUUGCAAAGCCAAAUAUCGUGUUUCAACCUUCUUGCUUCUCUUGAUCUUGUUGCUGCAUAAACAAUGUUAAAUAUAGUCCGUUGUUUUCUUAGCGCUAAACAAAUCGUGGUGUUCCUCUAUUGGACGUUUUCUUCUUUUCACACUAAAAUACAGAUAAAGCAAACCAUAGUUAUGUGAGGUAAUUAAGUACAGUCACUUCCACAUAAACUACUUUUGGUGAUACUGGGAACAGAUUGUACAUAGAUUUUUUUAGCUAUAUUGCCUACAUUUUUCUCUGUGCCAUUCUUGAUGUAAUAUCACUUUGUUUUGGUGCUCGUACCUAGCCUCACAUGGAUCCAAAGUUCUGCAAAAAUCAAGAUGCAGCUGCUCUCCUGCACAAGUAUCUUAAUUCAUAUUGCUCAUGACAGUGCAUAUGAAAAGCUCGAGAAAGGCUACUUUGCUUCCAUGCCCCUAAAGAAAUAUUUUCUGACGAGAUUUCUAAGUUGUCGAGUAAGAACUCUCCUUUUCUCAGUUGUUUUUAUUAGCAAGGUCUUGUAAGUUAUCCUGUUCAUCAUGCAUAUAUAUAAAGCAAUUAUGAUUGAAUAGCUUUCUGUUAUCUGUACAAAAUGGUUGUACUGUAAAUGUAAAGAAGCAUGUUGAUCCUAGUAAUAUAUCUGUACUCUCCACUGUAUUAGUAAAUUAGGAAAAAUGUAAAAAUCACAUGAUUACAAGACAAUUGAGAUAGCUAUCUCUACUAUAUUAAAUGGCUAGAGGUGGUGUCCCAUGGUACGUCCUCCCCUCUCCUCUUCCGAACGAAUAAAACCGCUCCCCAUAUCCCGCACGCCUUAUAGCGCAAAAAAAACUCAGAAAAAUCAGAUCCACCCACUCCCAAUCUUCAGUCCAAGAUCCACACGAUCAUGCCCCCAUCAUCGUCCGCCGCCUCCGCCCCCUCCUCAACCUCUCGUUGCGCCGGCCGACUCAGCCCCGUGAACCCCAGCGCCAUCUGCACACGACGCCCUGGCGCUGCCUCCUUAUUCCAUGCCCCGACCCCGACCGAAUCCCCUCAUGUCGCCUCACAACCACCAGCAGCCUCGUGCGGGUCAAUCCGGGGCAACCGCCGGCCAACUUCGUGCGCCGCAACUGCCGAUCGUGGAGGUCGUGGAGAUUACCACCUCCACCACAAAAUCCACGAAUUCCCCCUCCCCACCCUUGUUCUCCUCUCGUCUCCCAGUAAGCUCUCUUGAUUCCGGCGACCGGACGAGCUACUGCCGCCGCCGAGAAACCUCCGAGCACAGAAUAAGUCUGACGCCGCCGGCAGUGGCCACGCUGUUGCGCCGUCCAUCUUGUUUGUCCCCCACCAGAAGACAGGAGGGCGUGCACAGGACGUCUUCCUCCUUCUACGCCGCAUCUUUGGACGAAGAAGCGUUGGUGGAGGCUGUGAAUCCAGGGGCAGUGUCCAUCGCGAGGAGGCGACUGCAAGGUACACCAAGGAGUUCUGCUUCGACAUCCUGCUGCUCGAAUCCUCUUCCUUCUUCUGGUUCAGGAGGUUCAGGCGGUGUUCUCGAGGGGACAUCGUAGCAUUGUUGGAGGUGCCUGCGAGGUACACAGCGGAGUCCAGUAUUCACAACUUUCUGCUGGGUCAGGAGGUAAUGGAUAAUCGUGCACCGUGAUCAUGUAGAACAAGCAAUGAAAUCUUAGUUCAUCCACUCAAGAGACAUGAAAGGAUCAUUACACAUCAAACUUUAGAGAUAACUACUAUAUUAAACCUCAACGACUUCGUGAUUUCUCAGAUUUUUGGUUUUGCUUUCUGCCUAUGUCAUUUGCUUACACGUGUUUUACUAUGCCUUUGUUAUCAAUUCGUGUGCAGUUAUAGGGGUAUCUUGCAGUUUCUAUCAGUUUUAACUGAGACUGGUAUUUCUUCUUCUGUUUUAGAUCUGGGUGUGCGUAGCAAUUUUGUUUCACUAUGCCUCUGUCGCGUGGUGAGUCUAACAUGGUAAAGCGGUGCGGUGGUGCGGCGUCGACUGUCUGUCGGUUUUUUUUGUCUCUUGCUUCUUGGCUCAGCGAGCGUACAUGAGUUUACUAUUUGUCUAAUCUACGCACGUGUGCUUGGUCAAUCGUAGCACACCUAAGACCUAACGUGGCAAGCAGAAAACACACAUCAUAAUGAACGAGGACCCACAUCAUCAGCACGUAUUCCCCUCCACUACCGCUUGCCGUUUCGCCUCUUUCCUCGCCUCCUCUCAAUCGCCGAUCCCGCUUCCUCGCCUGAGGCGUCCCACUCUCCACCGGCCAUGGUGACGAGAGGAGCUGGACCACGGAGGCAAGCUGGCCGCCGCAGGCGUCGGCACCCCGCGCGCCGCCGUUCACGGGGGCGAGGAGCUGGAACACAACGGCAAGAUGGAGAGGCAUCACGGCAGCCUGGAGUCCUCUGGGCUUCUCUCCCUGUCGACGUCCCGAGCCGAUGCGUUUCUUGGCGCGCUGUGAGGGGCGUCGUAGAAGGUGAUGGCUGUGAGUCUGUGACAGAGCAUGAGGCGUGGCCGAAGAACAUCGUGGCCCGUGAUGGCAGCCAGCGUAGGGAGCGGAAAGAGCGGUGGGCGACGCGGAUGGAGGAUGGAGGGCGCCGGGUUCGGCCGCAUACCGCUCAACUAUUACGCGCUUCUCCAGGCUCUAGGAGGGCAGCGCUUGGCCUCGGGCGCGACGGCUUCAAGGUUUGUGCUGCAGAUGGGGCUUCAAUUUGUGUUCUACGCGGUGGUGUGGUCGGCGCCGGCGGGUGCAAUCGCCGGGCAGAGCGGCGCUAAACUGCCACGGCGGGUGGAAUCGACAUCGUGGUGAGCUGCGGGCGGCCUUGGCACUGCUCCAGACAGAGGUCGCCGCUGUCGGGCACCGCAGAGACUGGUUUCGGCAGGAGGUGUCGCACCUGGUGGCAACGCUUCUCCGUAUUGGCAUUGGUGUUCUCGCGGGGGGUCCCUAUGGUAGUCACGGCAUUGGCUCUAUGACGGCGGAUUCGUGGACCUUCGGGUCAUCGGCCACCCUCCUCAUCCGUCAAUGGCCACUGUCAGUGUUUACCGUGCUCAUUCGAUUGGUAUAUCUUCUAUUGGAGCUGGUCACACGAUGUCUGUGAAAUUGGUAUUUAGCAUUGGACUCUUCCUCUCUUUCUUAGACAUAUGGGUGCACAAUAUUGAUCUCCUUUUCUGUUUUACUCAGCCGAGUGGCAAGGCGAAGCUGCAGUUGAUGAAAACAGCGGUGCUAGCAUGAGGAUCACAUGUUCGUCUGUCUCUUAUUUCUAUCUCUUUUAGUAGAUCUUCCUCCGUCCUGAUACUUUUUGAUGAUUAGUGUUUCCUUGGUUUGUGCUUGCGAUGCAUGGUGAAUAAUUACUAGAGUUUCUUUUUAUUCACUUAACCUUGUAGAUGUACAUAGCAGUGAAGGGCACUGCUACAGAGAGAUCAUUUGUAAAAUUCUGGCCAAGUGUUUAUUUUCUUCUUUUCAGAGACAGUUUUUCGUGUCUGGGUUUGAUCAUUCAGUAAGAUCAAGCAACAUAAUGCUACAACUAUCUGAUUUCUUAUAGUUUUCAGGUUGUAGUCACAUCCAUUUGGGUUCUUGCUGUGUUAAGCUUCUGGUUCACCUUUUUCUAGAAUUUCUUUUGUUUUGCAGUUAGACAAGAUAAAUAUGAAUAUCAAAAGGGUUAUUGGAUAUCGGCAAUGGUGCAAUAAAUUGUGGAAUGCCAUUCGAUUGCAAUGGGCAGGCUUGGUGAUCAUUAUAGUCCACUAGCAAUUAUCGUUGUGUCUUCAGUGCCUCCAAUCUGCAAAUAGAUACUAUCAGUAUUUAAUAAGGCUAUUGGUAAGACUCUGACCUUAUUAGAAGCAUGCAAGUUCUUUGAUGGAACAUCUGCUAUGUACUCAUGGUAGAGCUCUAUUUUUUUGUCAUCAAUAAAAUGACAACGCACUGAUUUAUUUACUGCAGUGGUCAGGUGCAUGGUUGAAAUGUUGUUCAAUGUGUGCUUAUUAUGAAAAUAUAUGCAAGCGCCUUUUUAAUGCACCUAAUGCAUGGUGAUCUGGAAAGGUCAUUUUGGUUGUUCUGGACCGGACUACCAUUUUUUUCAUCACCACUCAAUGCUUGGAUGGGUUGGUAAUAGGUUUACAUUUGUAGAUUACCUCUGAAUUAGUAAAUUUGGCUCAUGCUUGUGGUGAUUUCAGCAUAAUAAGAUAUCAGAUUCCUGUUUGUUCAUUGUUUUGGUUUUUUAACUUGAAUUUUAAUAUUCCUAGAUAUAUUAGCUUGCUUUGGCCGAGCCAUGAAAUUGUCUGCCUUGCAGCAAAUAUUUGAACUGGUUUAAGGCAUGCUCAGAAGUCCUCUAGCUUCUGGAUUCCUGAAAUUCCAGCGUCGAGCAGUGCCAAAAAGUCUAGCUUCACAGAGCCAGAUCCGAGAAGCUAGCCCAAUUUGAUGUACAAAUAUACAUUUAUAAGUGGAUCUGGUAAGUUCCUUUGGAGUCCGAUGUUUUUUUACUGUCUAGAAUAGCAUGACACCUGAUGCACCAGGUAAUAUAUUUAGAUCGAAACCUAUAUGUUUACCUACUAUUAUUGUUUCCAAAAAUACGGUCCUUCCAGAUUAAAGGGGCAUUGGCAGUUUGGCACCAUUCACAUCUUGAUGGAGGCUGUGACUUCCUUGCUCUAGCAUUACAUUCUUUUAGUUGCCUUACGAUGUAGUACUUGAUUCUGGAAAUCAAAGCUUAAUAUGGUUAUUAUUAUAUAUCACCGUUGUGGACUGUGAUAUAUGUUUGCCUUAUAAUGUAAACUUGUAUACACAUGUUUCUUAUGUUUAUGAUUAUCAAUGGGAAUGUGUGUGUGUGUGUAUCAGGCCAAUUUCAUCUUAGACGAGAAUGGCAAAAAUAUUUGAUUAUACAUUUGGGUUGGUUUCCAUGUUCUUUUGUUUCGAGCUAUUUCAUUGUCUUACAUUGCUCUCGACAGUUGACAUGGCAUUGACUGCAUCAAUUAUCUCACUUGUGCACACCACAUUUUCAUGUGGUUUCUCUCAAGAUCUAGAUUUUACCAGUUGCUCAUUAUAUGUAAUUUAUCUUCUGUGCUCUGUAUUUCCAAAAUUAAUCAAUAAAAAAUAUGCAAAUCUCCGUCUCCUUAUUUACUUUGCUGUCCCUCUUUCCUUGCAGAUGUUAGACUUUUGUGUUUUUCUGCCAACAACAAAGAAGAUUUUGUGUGGAAAUAGAUAAGCAUGAUUCGAAGGCAGGAUAUUCAGAUUGUAGUUCUUACAACAGGAUUGUUUUCCUUACUUCAUAAGUUCUCAUGGUGCCCCUCUAAUAUUUUUUUGUAGUCAAUUACUUUUUUGUUGCCAUCCAUUUUUGAGUGAUGCUCAACUUCGAGUUUUGUAAGCAGGCUGGCAGACAUGCAUUUCUAAAGUAGAUGAAUAUGAAAUGAAUCAAUCUUGAUUUGUGUUUAAUUUGCCUUUGGUGACAGUUUGAUGGUUAGCAGAUCUCUUUUUGGCACACUUUUGAGUCCUCAAUCCAUGCUGAAUUCUUUCGUUCAGAGUUCAGAUAUUAUUUUCGCAUAGAGGGCUUAGUUAAAAACGUUUUGCUCAAAAACCUUAGGAUUAAGGAGGCAUUGUUCUGAAAUAAUUUUCUUAACUAUACAUGACAACGGUAUUUUAGUAUUUAUGGUAGCAUUUGAAAGGAUGAUAACAUUACAAUACGUUAUAUGCUAUAUGAUUAUGUAAGAAUGGUGUUGUAGGCUCUACGUUAACUGACUAUGAUAUCAUUUGAGGGAGAUGUUCUAUGUUACUAAUUAAUUAGAGCUCUGGCAAUAUGAUAAGCGAGUUCUUCAAGUAGACGUUCUGAACAUCUGCCAAGAAAGCCAAGUGCCGCAGGCACCUGAGAGUGGAGGCACCGAUUGCUGGAGGAGCGAGGGUGAGGAGGGCUGUGGCAGAGCAGAUGAGGUAAACAAUCUAUAUACUUUACCUCUCUUAGUUCUUUGGCUUUGCUUGCUGUUUUGACAUGGUCAACUGGAUAAUAUCGAGCCGAUGAAUCCUGUCAAUGAGGACUAAAACUGACCUUGCUUGAAUGGAUAUGCAUCUGAAGGAGGCAAGGAGAAAGUUGUGCAUGUGUUAUUACAGGUUGACUAUAUAAGUGCAAAUAUCAAGAAGGUGCAUCGAAACUAUGGAACUGUGUGCGCUGCCGACUUCACUCACUACUAUAAAGCUUUGGCCCUAAUAAGACCAGUUCAUAUUGACACUA
Lolium perenne is the source of this 9375-nucleotide messenger RNA. RefSeq lists its product as uncharacterized. NCBI's taxonomy places the organism in Eukaryota, Viridiplantae, Streptophyta, Magnoliopsida, Poales, Poaceae. Gene Ontology annotation, molecular function: protein binding. The record is from RefSeq and is a predicted model, not a curated record.